AUGAGGAGCUGGAUCCCCAACAUCAUCAGGAAGAGAGUAUGCACCACAUUCGUAGAGGACUCUUUAAGCAAUGGGGCAUUGUGUCAGUGUGGGGGCAUGCGGGAGACUCACGGCUCCAACGCUACGGGAGACUAUUUCGGAGCCGCCAUCGUCAGCCAGUGGGACAGCUCCCAGCACUCUUCAGAGUACCCCACCGACGCCUUCGGAGAGCUGGAAUUCGCAGGGGCUGGCAGGAGACACAGCCAUUUCUUGCGUCUGUCAUGUGACACCCCACCUCAGAUCGUGUACAGUCUGAUGACGGCCCAUUGGGGGGUGCCCUCCCCCAACCUGGUGGUUUCUGUUGUGGGGGGUGGGGGGUGCGAGAAGGUCAAGACCUGGGUCAGGGAGGUGCUGAGACAGGGGCUGGUCAAGGCGGCACAGAGAACCGGGGCGUGGAUAGUGACGGGGGGGCUGAGGGAGGGGGUGGGUCGUUGUGUUGGGGAGGCAGUGCGAGAUCAUGCUGCUGCGGCUUCCUCCCUCUCCCAGAAGAAAGUCAUUGCUGUGGGCGUGGCUCCCUGGGGGCUGGUGCAUAACAGAGAGCAGCUAGUUAACACACAGGGUAGUUUCCCAGCGCGGUAUUAUGUCCAGAACGCAUCCCGUGACUCGUGCUGCCUGGAUAAUAACUACCAGGCCUUCCUGCUGGUGGAUGAUGGGAGUGUAGGCCGGCGGGGAGGGGAUACGGCCUUCAGGUCCAAGAUGGAAGACUACAUCUCACACCAGUGCACUGGCAUCUGGGGUAGUGGCAGUAUAGAGAUUCCUGUGCUGUGUAUGCUCAUCUCAGGGGAAGCUGCCAUGCUGAAGAGGGUGGAUCUCUCUCUGAGGAAGGCUACUCCCUGGCUGGUGUUGAAUGGUUCUGGUCCAGCGGCAGACCUUAUCUGUGAGCUGCUGGAUGCCUUGUCAGCUGUGCCCAUGAGCCGCACCUCUCCCCCGCCAGAGGUUGAGGGGAGCGAGAGCCCCAGCGCAGAGCUGCGCGAAUGGACCCGUGAGAGGGUCAAGAGGCACUUCCCUGCCGAGGCAGACCGGGAGAAGCUUGUGGACAGGGCUCUGAGUAUCUAUCAGAACAGAGAUCUGAUCACAGUGUUCCACGGGGAGCAGGACAGUCCUGAUGAUUUUGACACUGUGCUACUGAAGGCUCUGGUCAGAGCCAGUAAACGUGUGUCCAGCGCCGCCAGUGAGUACACAGAGGAGCUGAAGCUUGCAGUAGCCUGGAACAGGGUGGACAUCGCUAACAGUGAACUCUUCAACGGAGACAUCCAAUGGAGAUACGAGGACCUGGAGGACUCCAUGACGGACGCACUGAUCAACAACAAGCCCCAGUUUGUACGUCUCUUCACCGAGAAUGGUCUCAACAUCCUGGACUACCUGACCUACCAGCGUCUGGAGGGCCUGUACCGCUCGCUGUCCAACAGCUCUCUGGCCUACACGCUUCUCCAGCGACACCUCACAGAGAGGCAGAGCCUGGCCAGAUCCCUUCCCACUGUCCCCUGCUCUCUGGACGAGCCUAUACCCCUCAAGAGGCCCCAGAGCCAUAUGAGCCCCAUAUCAGGACCCUCCUCUGCCAAAGAGCUCAGCUUGUAUGAGGUGUCGCGGCUACUAUGGGACAUCCUGGGAGAUGUAUGUCAGCCCUUCUACUACAGUCCUCUGGGUUUGGACCAGAGCACCAGCACCUGGAGAACACUGAAGCAAGUGAAUAAGUUGUUACUGGGGGAUUGUCCGUAUAGGGAGCAGCACUGUGUCUAUCCCUGGGCCUCUCUGUUUAUCUGGGCUGUGCUGCAGAAUCGCAGCGAGAUGGCUGUCUACUUCUGGGAGAUGGCAGGGGAGUCUGUCCUCAGUGCUCUGGCAGGCUGUAAGAUUCUGAGGGAGCUGUCUAAGCUUGAGAGUGAGACGGCGGCCAAGCUCUCUAUGAAGGAGCUAGCACAGAAGUUUGAGAACUUGGCCAAUGAUAUGUUCAGUGAAUGCUAUCAGAGCAGUGAGAGUCGCUCUUUCAACCUCCUUAUAAGGCAGUCUCUGGUGUGGGGCGAAGCUACCUGUCUGGAGAUGGCCACCGCAGCCGAUGCCCGCCUCUUCUUCAGUCACGAUGGCUUGCAGUCUCUGCUGUCUCAGAUCUGGUGGGGAGACAUGGAGAGGAGCACGGAGGUCUGGAAACUGAUCCUCACCUUCUUCUUACCCCCCCUCAUCUACACCAACCUCAUCAGCUUCAGGGUCAAUCUGAAAGGUGCCCCCUCCAAUCCUAAGAGGUCCUUCAUACUGCUACGCUGGAGGGAGUUCUGGUUUGCGCCCGUCACGGCGUUUCUAGGCAACGUGCUGAUGUACUUCCUGUUCCUCAGCCUGUUUGCUUACGUCCUAUUGUUGGACUUCAAGCCCCCGCCCCCUCAUGGCCCGUCCACCUUAGAGUUUGUUCUCUACUUCUGGGUCUUCACCCUGGUCUGUGAGGAGUUUCGACAGACGUUCUUCAGGGGCAGCACUACUUUAUAUCAGAGGAUGAAGCUCUACAUCCAGGACAUGUGGAAUAAGUGUGACAUCACAGCCAUCUCACUCUUUGCACUGGGCAUGUGCUGCAGAAUGUUCCAAUGGUCCUAUGAGUUUGGCCGGGCUGUGAUGGCUGUGGACUACAUGGUGUUUACCCUCCGUCUCAUCCACAUAUUCGCCAUCCACAAACAGCUGGGACCCAAGAUCAUCAUCGUUGAAAAAAUGAUGAAGGACGUCUUCUUCUUCCUUUUCUUCCUGGCGGUGUGGCUCAUGGCCUACGGCGUAGCCAAUCAGGCGCUGCUCUACUCCUACGAUCCUCGUCCCGGUUGGAUCUUCCGCCGAGUGUUCUACAGGCCAUACCUGCAAAUAUUUGGACAUAUCCCCAUUCAUGAAAUGGAUGCUGAUAAACUGGAGGAGGGGAUAGAGUGCACCAAUAACGUCACCCUGAUCGAGGCAGGUGCAGAGCCCUGCACGAGUACCUAUGCUAACUGGCUGGUGGUCAUCUUAUUGGUCAUCUUCCUGCUGGUCACCAACAUCCUGCUGGUCAACUUGCUCAUUGCCAUGUUCAGUUACACAUUCUCCAAAGUGCAGGAGCACAGCGACACCCACUGGAAGUUCCAGCGCUACAACUUGAUCGCAGAGUACCACUCUAGACCCUGUCUGGCUCCACCCUUCAUCAUCCUCUCCCACCUCCACCUCUUCAUCAAGAGACACAUCCGCAGGAUCCCCUCUGUCAAGAUCAAACACUUUGUUCUGGAUAUCCGUGGCAGGCAGGCCAGUAGACUGAACACAUGGGAGGCCAUCCAGAAGGAGAACAUACUGUCUGCCCAGAACAAACGAGAGCGAGAGAAAGACUCUGAGAGACUCAAACGCACCUCUGUCAAGGUGGACAGUGUCCUAAAGCAGAUGGCAGAGAUCCGGGACCACGGCCGCAGGCUCAGAAUGCUGGAGACAGAGUUGGAGUACUGUUCUAGUUCCCUCUCCUGGAUGGUGCAAGCUUUCUCUCAGAGUAACUUGCUAAAGCCCACACGUCCUCCUCCCGCUCUCCGAGAUCUAACUCUCCAACUAGCUGACCCAAGUCUGAUGGAGAAUAAUGAAAUCUAG
Salvelinus namaycush (lake trout) is the source of this 3612-nucleotide messenger RNA. Its product is annotated as transient receptor potential cation channel subfamily M member 4-like. Gene Ontology annotation, cellular component: membrane. NCBI's taxonomy places the organism in Eukaryota, Metazoa, Chordata, Actinopteri, Salmoniformes, Salmonidae. Gene Ontology annotation, biological process: calcium ion transmembrane transport. Gene Ontology annotation, molecular function: ligand-gated calcium channel activity; calcium-activated cation channel activity. The transcript has 26 exons. The record is from RefSeq and is a predicted model, not a curated record. The coding region runs from base 1 to 3612 and encodes 1203 amino acids.